ACACAUAUACGCGUGUAUACUCUUCUAUUUUUGCUAGUUGUCCUAGUUAUAAUUAUGUACAGUAACACAUUUUCUCCAUGUUUAUGAUAACGAUACUCAUGAAGGAGGCUGAUCACGUUCACUGCUGGAACUGAUUUCUCUGCACUCGUUUCUCAUUUACAAAACUGUCCAUAGUGUUAAUCAGAAUGAUGAUUCUACUACUUAUAUUUUACUCAGUGGGUGUGUGUAUGUAUGAAGUGUAGUUGAACCGUUUUCUUUUAAAAAAGUAAUCUAAAAUAAUUUUAAAAAAUGCAUUACUUGCAUCAACUUAUUCUGUACAAGUAAAAUAAAUCGAAGUAACAAAAUAAGGACGCCAACGACCGGAGGAGCUAGAGAAAAUACCAAGACGAGGUAAAGCGUUGAACUUAAAAAUUCACAGACUACUUAUUACAUUCAAUAAGAUAUAUAUACAUGCAUUUGUACGUUUUGUUAGAAAACAAUCUUUAGUACAUAUACUCCUGGCCACAUAUAUAAAUACACAUAAAUAAACAUUACUUGCAGAAAGGAACAAUUCACAUUUCUGCUCAAUCCUAUAGAAUAAACAUACACCCUAUUCAGUGAACAAUUGCUGGAUGGAAAAUUUAUAAACCCAACAAGUGUAAUCAGACAACGAUUAAAUUGGCAAGGGAUAAGAAAGCAAUAUUAUUACCAUAUGUUGGAUGUAGAAGCAGUUUGGAGUGGUCGGUCACUCACACCUGCUGUUUCUAUUUAAAAAUUUUUACUGAGGUGGACAAAUUCCAAAGGAGAAUUAUUCUAGUCUGCCUGUAUUGAUUAGAUUAUUAGUGUUGUGGAUGAACUACCAACUCGUUUAUACUUUCUUCGAGGAAACGGAAAAGUGAAAAUCACUGUCUCCAUUAGAAUGGUUAACCGUGUUGGUUAAUGUGCAUUGGUGGAUUGAAAUGAGCUGUGAAACUCAUUGAAGUAGAGAUUGGAAUUCAAAGUGGAUGUGAAUUCAUCAGGCAAAAACUCUUCUAAUGUGCGGUGAUGGAAAUCAAAACACUUGUCACUUCAUUAUGGCAUUAUUAUUAAUUAAAUAACUGCAGACAUUGAAGAUUUCUAUGUAACUAGAUAAACAGAAAAGUCAUUAAUCAUACAAGUUACAUCUGGUUCAAUGAUGAUUACUGUCUGGUAGCCUGCCAUGAACUUUGUACCUUCAAGAUAAAAAUUCAUCUUGAAUGAUGGUGUAUUGAUGAUUGGUCAAGAAAACCAAGAAAUUUUAACAACUUGGCAAGAUAUUGCAAUGAAUUCAGAGAAAUACGAUGCAGAUACAAAACAAGCAAAUCCUCUAGCGGUAACAAAUAAUAGUAAAAUGAAUAGUUCUUAUGUACCUUUAUCAGACAAAUAUCAAAAUCCUGAAAUAGGUAUCAGUGGUAAUGAUAAUGUAAAAAAAUUAGGCUUGGAUAAUCAAUUAAAACAGAUAACUGCCACGGAUUCAGUGGUUCCAAUAGGAACUAAAUUCUUUUUCCCUACACUUUUGUCAAAUGGCGUUUCAUCUACGCAAUCGCAACGAAAUUCUCAACUGAAUUUCCCAUGUUCACAUGAAAGUAGUACUAAGUUAAUGUCACGUGAAGAAGCUCUGGUAACACUAUCAGAGAAAACAUCUUAUCCGAUACUACAAGAAAAUGGUCAACGACGUUAUGGACCACCACCAGAUUGGCAUGGCCCACAACCACCAAGAGGUUGUGAGGUAUUUAUUGGGAAAAUACCACGUGAUUGUUUUGAAGAUGAAUUAGUGCCUAUAUUUGAAUUAGUUGGAAAAAUUUACAUGUUCCGACUGAUGAUGGACUUUAGCGGAUGUAAUCGUGGAUAUGGGUUUUGUAUAUAUACAAAUCGUGAAGAUACUAAACGUGCAGUUGCUGAAUUGGACUGUUAUGAAAUACGUAAGGGUAAAAUGCUGGGUGUAUGCUUUAGCGUAGACAAUUGUCGCCUGUUUGUUGGCGGUAUACCAAAAUCUAAAACGAAAGAGGAAAUUAUGACUGAAAUGUUAAAAGUUACUGAAGGUGUAAAAGAUGUGAUUGUUUAUCCAAGUGUUGCUGAUAAAACUAAGAAUAGAGGAUUUGCAUUUGUUGAAUAUGAAAAUCACAAGGCAGCAGCUAUGGCCAGACGUAAAUUAAUUCCUGGAAGGAUUCAUUUAUGGGGACAUCAGAUUGCUGUAGACUGGGCUGAACCAGAACGUGAAGUAGAUGAAAACAUUAUGUCAAAGGUUCGAAUAUUAUACGUGAGAAAUUUAAUGCUUCAUACAUCAGAAGAUGCUGUUAAAGAUCAUUUCAAUCGAGCGAUCGGUGCAAUUGACGCUGUUGAACGCGUAAAAAAAAUUCGUGAUUAUGCAUUUGUACAUUUUCGUGAUCGACUGCAGGCCGCAACAGCACUUCAGCAACUGGACGGUACAGUAUUCGACGGUUCACAAAUUGAAGUAACAUGGGCGAAACCAGCAGAUAAGAAUGAAAAUUUAAAAAUGAAUCGCAAUACCAAUUCAGUACUAGCACCUAGUCAUAAUUAUAAUGACAAUAGUAUAUUCGUCACCAGCAAUAAUUCGAUUAUUCAUAGUAAUGACAAUAAUAAUAAUAAUUUGAACUUCCCAUUAUUAGCAAAUUACUUAACCGAUCCAUUAACUGUAUCAACAAGCAUUCCUAUGGCUGGGUCAGCAGCCUUGCCCUUAUUAUCGUCACCAGCAUCAGUCACUUUAUCGAAUUCAUCCUAUGUCAUUUCAUCAUCCACAUCAAAUAUAAUUAAUUCAAAUCAAUUCAAUAAUAAUCACAAUAUGUUUACACAACAUUUAAAUUACCCUAACUCAUUCUCUUUAUCCCCAAUAAUCAAUCAAUCUAUCCUUUCAACAAAUUCAUACAACCAAUUAAAUCAUUCACAUCGAAUAUGUCCGUUCAUACAGUCAAGAAAUUUCGAAUCCGACAAAACUGACUAUCAGGGUCAUCUGAAUCCACUGCUCGAUUUCAGUUCACCAUCUACAUAUUCUUCAGAGUCAUCAUCAACAGGAACAUCGUACACUAAGUUAAAUGCUAGUGUCGGUCGAAUGCCGUCCGAUUGCAGUGCAGUUAACACAAUGUUUAAGAAGAAUGCUCACAUUGUCUUAACAAAUAAUGCAACUCUUACAAAUUCUGCUCUCAACAAAAAUAACAUUGAUAAUGCAAAUAAUACUUACAUCAGUAAUAUUUUAGAUAAAUCACCGAAUAAAUCAUCUUUAAUACAAGGUCAAAUUCGGUUGAAUGAAUUGUGCACAUCCAUUUCAUCUUUAAAUAGUCGACAACAACAACUUCAAAAAUGUUCAAACUACUUAACAUUGAAUCCAGUAGAUAGACUAUACCGUCACGGACAACCGUUUUCACAGAAUAAUUUACCAAUGUUGAAAGGAAAUCGCAUGUUAAAUCACCAUUUAAAAGACAGUUCGUUUACCAAAAACACUGUAUCACUUACUUCAUUACCGUCGAAUAAACUGAACUCAAAUAAGAAAUCGAUAUUUCACAAUCAUGAGAUUACUACACCAGUGAACACUGAUUAUUUUAACCUCAAGGAUCGAUGUAAAAUGGAUCCUUAUAAGUUAUUAACAGAUAUUUGUUUGGAGAAUGGUCUUGAGUCACCAAAGUUUACAACUCUAAUGCAGAGCUGUACAGAUCAAAUCACUGGAAAGAAAGUGAAUCUUUACAUUGGACAGGUCUAUUUACCUAAUGUAAAUCGUCAGUUCAUUUCUAAUAAUCCAUCAUUUACAAUAGACAAAUCAUUGAAGUUAGCAAGUGAAUCAGCAAUUCACUGGUUAUUAACGCGUUAUUUUACAAACAAUAACAAUCUAUUUACUAUGCAUAAAUUUACAAAUUCCAAUCAUCAAAAACACUUUGUAAUUUCUUAUUCUACUCAUGAUCUCAUAGUACCUACUACUGCUGGCAAUGACAAUAAAAAUACGAGUAUAUAUUCUGUUCCGACUGUCAUGUACACUAAUCAUAUUGCGGCAAGCUUAGCUUCACAUCAAUGCAAUUCAUGUUCAUCAUAUUGUUUACCUGUAACACUGAAUACAAUGAACCAAUUUACUGAACAGCCUGGUAAAUAUUCAUCUGUGAAUAGCAUUCAUUUUCAGACAUAUUUAAAAUCUCAGCCAACAUUUUCGACAUAUUUAAACAAUGAAUUUAUGCAGACAACAAACACUAAAAAUGAUAACAGUAAUAGUAUUUGUGAACAUUUUAAGCCUUGUAAAAAUAUUAUGAUGAAUAUACACCACAGUUGUGAUUUAGAUCAUGCACCCACAAAGAUAAUUAAUAAUUGUACUUAUAAAAACGAUCAUGAUGAUAUUUCUAGUGAAGAUUCACAAUUAAUGAAGAAAGCUAACAGUAAAAAUACUCAAGUAAGCAAUGAAAAUGAUAACCCUGACUUAAGCUCACCAACAUCACUAUCAUUCUGCAGAAGUACAAACAGUAUUCAAUAUACUCAACCAAACAAUCAAGAAACCAUGAGAAGAAAUGAAUUUUCAAUUAUAAACGAAAAUAACGGUAAUGAUGAUAGAAAUUCGACAGUUUCAAAAAGUGUAUUCUUAAAUCACCAAAAAGAAGACUAUGUAACACCAAGGAAUUUCAGUCAGACAUUGUUAGAUAAUUUUUCCAGUGAAUCUGAAAUACUUGAUGAUCAGUUUGAAAAUCAUGAAGAACCCGUUACAAUAUUGGAUCGAAUACUGAGGCGUAAUCAUUCGAAAAUGAUAACACCAGCUAAUCAAACUAUAAGAUCGAACGAUAUAGACGAAAACGAUAAACUUGAUGAUUGUAUGAACAAAGACGAUAACAAUAAUGAUGUAAAUAACAGUAACAAUGAUAAAAAUAUCAAUCAGCAGACUGACGCCAACUUUAUUUCCUCAAAAGAAUCCAUUGUGUAUUGUGAAAAUCGACCGAAGACAAAUCUAUUUCAGUAUUCAUCGAUACCAAAUUUCAAUUCAGUGACAAACAAAGAGCCUUAUUUUUCAGCACACAGAUGAAAAAGACUGUAAGAAUGAAUGAUAUUCAGUUUCUGAACACUAAAGUUCCGCAUAUGACAGAACAAAACUCCAUUUUCCUACCAACUAAUAAUAGUUGUGCAGAAGACAUUUUCAAUUUCAGUCAGUUUUUUCAUGAUACAGGCGAUUCAACACUUCUUGAUAAUAAGUCUGAUUACGGGCAUAAACUAAAUUCUUUUCAAAUCAUGCAAAAUAAGUUUCCGAAAUCAUCAAUUUUAUCUUCAGGCUCAUCAUCAUCAGAAUCAACUGCAGUUAAUAGAUCUGUACAUAUGCUUAUUCGUAACUGGUGUUCACAAGAUCAUUUUACAAAAGCUUUUACUAGUAAACUGAGUGGUAUUUAAAUUCUGUGAGAAGUGCUGUUUCUUCUUCAAGUAAUCUUCCUUUGUUUGCUUAUAAUUGACAAUAAUUAGGUAUGUUUCACCUCCCCUUCACACACAUUCAGACAUACAUUAACCGAUAUUGAUACUUUAUCUAGUGCAACUGAUUCAUGCUCUUUUGGCCCUUUUUUCACAAUUUUUCAUCUUUAAGUGUAUUGGAGAAGGAAGAUAAGGAUUGUUCACACUUCUUUUUAUUCCACAGUUACUUGAUAAGUGGCUAAACUGGUUAUUUUGAGAUAUUUUUGGCCUAAAUAGUAAAAAAUUAGUAACUUUGAUCACAAACAUUUAAAUUGAGUUAGGUAAACACGUUUUCUAAUAAUUUACGCAGUCACUAUUACAAAGAAGAUGCUAUGGUGUAAAUGUGUAUGAAGAUCAUACAGGAUGGGAAUGCUGAUUCUGAAAUCUGCUGGAUAUGUUUUAUUAUGCAUAAUGUAUGCAAACACUUUAUGAUUUCUCCCUACAAAGGGGUUACUGACGAUUAUUUUUCAAAUUACACUCAUACAUACGUAGGUAUUUGCGUGUAUUUAUAUCAGAUAAAUAGAUCGUAGCUCUUCAUUCAGUCUAUUUCUACAGUUCAUACUAGCGCAAUACAAGUUACACUAAGACAUUAAAAUUGUGAACUUCACGCUAGUUGAAUUCUGUUAACGAAAGAAAAUCAAAUCUCUGUCAUAUUAUCUUUCUCAUUUUCUUUGCGCUUUAUAUGAGUCGACAGUCCAACUAAUAAUUUCGGUAAUGAAUUUUUGUUACUUAAAGAAUUUACAAUCUCAUCACUUUCAUCAAAUAAUAAGAACUUUAAGAAAAUAAAUGAAGAUAAAAUUGCAAAGAAUAUCAAUAAUUCCUUUGCCAAUCACAAAAUAAAAACGAUUUAAAAUCAAUAGUCAAUCAUCAGUCUUUGGACUUGUUCAAAGUAUUUGUUUAAAUUUUUGUUCCGUGAAAUUUGAGUGAAAGAAAAUGUUUAAUUUUCUCAUGUUUAAUGAAAUGUCAAUUUUUUUGCUGUCCUAUGUUAAAUAUUGUGGUUGAUUUUGUCUGGCAAUUAGGUGUUCAAGAAAAAUAUAAAGUUGUAAAAUGACACAU
Heterobilharzia americana is the source of this 6477-nucleotide messenger RNA. The record is from the annotation of a GenBank genome assembly. Lineage: Eukaryota; Metazoa; Platyhelminthes; Trematoda; Strigeidida; Schistosomatidae.